Messenger RNA from Daldinia vernicosa, 2964 nucleotides. RefSeq lists its product as uncharacterized. Gene Ontology annotation, cellular component: nucleus. The transcript is spliced from 2 exons. The record is from RefSeq and is a predicted model, not a curated record. Bases 1 to 2964 code for a protein of 987 amino acids. Lineage: Eukaryota; Fungi; Ascomycota; Sordariomycetes; Xylariales; Hypoxylaceae. Gene Ontology annotation, molecular function: ATP binding; DNA binding; ATP hydrolysis activity.
AUGAUAUCUGCUUCGUCUCCCGUCAUAUAUCCAGCCAGCUCCUCCCCAGUGGCAGCGGCAAAGCGCACGAAACCACAUCCUGAUCCCAACCCUCGAUCCCGUGCGAAAACCGGCUUCCUCGUUGACGAUGACUCCGACGAUGAAGAUGUGCUGCCAGAGCCAGCAACGAAAAGACGGAUGCUUACCAGCCCUAGUGACCAAGCAACCGUAGAGUAUACCGAGCCAUCUUCACCUCGGUCAACAAUUCCCAAUCUUGACUUUAAGAAAGUGAGUUCGGUACCUCCCGACACCAUUUCACAGCCGAGCGAAGACGUCAAUAGGAGCCAGCCUUCUAUAACGAGCACGUUGUUCCAAUCGGGCAACGUAUCCUCUAUAUUUGAACGAUUUGCCUCUCGUCAAGCGCAAAGCACAUUUAAGAUCACUACCUGUUCAGGUAAUAUAGUCAACGUCAAGCAGCGGAAGACCAAUGCUGGGGUGUCUUAUGAAAGGAUAGUUGCCGCGCGGUCGAAAACAAAAGAGGGUCGAGCAAAGAAGAGUUACUAUGGCAUCGAGAUGCACGAGAUAAUAGAGGCUGCUUCUAAGGAACUCGCCAAUAGGACUUCGGGUUCUGAUAUAGUUUCGGAUCAGCCGAUAACUUCCGUAGAAGCUGUCAAGAAACCGAAAAAGGCGCUCUUGUGGACUGAGAAAUACCGAGCGAGGAACUUUACAGACUUAGUGGGCGAUGACCUUACGAACCGGCAAGUCUUACGUUGGCUAAAAAGAUGGGAUCCGAUAGUUUUUCCGGGAACAGCAAAAUCGAGGACUGCUACGAGACGACUAGGCGCAAAAGCGGGAGCCGAAGAAGAAAAGCCGCACCGGAAAAUCUUGAUGCUCACCGGCCCUCCUGGACUAGGGAAAACCACGCUCGCUCAUGUUUGCGCGAAGCAGGCGGGCUACGAAGUAAUGGAGAUAAAUGCUAGUGAUGACCGCAGUCGGGAUGUCGUUAAAAACAGAAUUCGCACCAGUUUAGGGACGGAAAACGUCAAAACUGUGCAGCAAAAGCCCCAGGAUGGGAAACAACAAAAAGUUGCACGUCCCGUGUGCGUAGUUGUUGACGAAGUUGAUGGUGUCGUGACCGGCUCUGGUGGUUCUGGAGAAGGUGGAUUUAUUAAAGCCCUUAUGGACCUGAUUACGCUUGGAGAGAAAAAUGCAUCCGGGCAAGAUGACACUUCUCAACAGUCAGGGCGUCGUAAAAAGAAAGGGGAUGAUUUCCGCCAAAUGCGGCCUCUUAUUCUAAUCUGCAAUGAUAUUUAUCAUCCGUCACUCAGACCUCUACGGCAGUCAAAUCUGGCUGAAGUUAUCCACGUUGGCAAACCUACUAUUGACGCGGUUGUGACUCGUCUCAAAACAGUGUUCGAGAAAGAGGGUAUUCCGUGCGAAAAGGACGCCGCGAGAAAGCUAUGCGAGGCAGCAUGGGGCAUGAGCAGUGGUAUGGACGCAAAGAAGGGCGCAGAGAGCACAGCUGAGGGAGAUCUACGAGGUAUUAUGGUCGUGGGCGAAUGGGUUGCGGGCCGUGUCAGGUCUGCGUCGCCCAAAGGUCCACUGAGUUUAACACGGCAAUGGGUUGAACGGAAUAUCGUCCAUGACCUGUCCCAUGGCGGUGGUGGUGCAAGAGGCGUAGGGCGUGGUAACGUAAGGGAUAUCGUCACGCGCAUCUUUCAAGAUGGCGCUGGGUUCCCAAAGAACAACGUACUCAUCACGGCACCCGUCUCGAAAUUCCAAAGCGAGCAGCCGCAAGCACAGCUGGGGUUCUCAGAGCAGCAGAAAAAAUACGGGAUGGAGCGCCUGAGAGAGAUGGUCGAGACUAGCGGCGAUGUGGACAGAGUAAUGACGGAGGUCUUUUUGGACUAUCCGAACCACGAGUUCAAUGACGACUCAUUCCUGUCUAAGCCCGACUGCGCUUACGAGUGGAUGCAUUUCCACGACGCGUGUUCGUCGAGGUUGUUCGGAAGCCAAGACUGGGAGUUAGCCCCUUACCUUAGCCAACCUAUUCUCGCAUGCCACCAUUUAUUCGCAUCGCCCAUCCGGCGCGCCAAUCUAGCUUACAACCAGAAGUGGGGCGGGGGUAAUGCUGAGGAUGAUGCUCCGCCGCUACCUUUCUCAGGUCCGAGAGCAGACUUCGUCGCUCGCGAGACCGGGAAGGAGAACCGCGCGAUACUCCAAGCAAUGCAGGCCCAGCUACCGCCGACGCUCAUGCGCUCUUUCCGCAGUGCUGAAGAUAUUGCCACGGACUUCCUGCCAUAUCUCAUUCGCCUUGUGUCUCCAGAUGUGAAACCCGUUGUCGUUGGGGGUAGUGGGGAUCAACGGAGCACGGCAAGUGUCCGGAAGGACACAGAGAAGGCUAUGGUAAAGCGAGCCGCUGAUGUGCUAGCCGAAGUCGGCAUCGAGCUUCAAAAGGGGAAGAUAGAGAGCGAGUCCCCCUUCAGUAGAGGUCCGGAGUGGGUUUACCGCAUGGAACCCGACCUCGACGUCCUCGCCACUUUCGAAACAUCUGCGGCCGUCAUGCACGGCACACAAGCCCCGACACGCUACGCCGUGCGGCAGGUGCUAGACCAGGAAUUACAGAAAGCUAAACUGCAGCGGGAGAAGUUGGCCCGACAGGCACGCUUCCGAGGCAGCGACCUGCACGGCACAACACCUGAGGACACCUCCUUCAUAUUCAACGACAACAAGGAGAAUAAUAAGACAUCGAAAGUGCCGGGGUUACCUAUACUCGGCGUGAAGAAGGACUUCUUCGGACGCGUCAUCGAGAAGACAGAUCCUCGCCCUCUAAGGGAGACCGAUGCCAACGGUAGGCCUAGGAGCAAGGCCGGCGGAGAAGGGCAAGAAAAGGGCGAGGCUAAGAUCUGGGUUACGUUUCACGAAGGCUUGAAUAAUGCCGUGAGGAAGCCUCUAUCGUUAGAUGAACUGCUUAGGGGUCUGUAA